Messenger RNA from Syngnathus acus (greater pipefish), 1642 nucleotides. It is a transcript of the gene cyp2u1, whose product is annotated as cytochrome P450 2U1. Gene Ontology annotation, molecular function: heme binding; oxidoreductase activity, acting on paired donors, with incorporation or reduction of molecular oxygen, reduced flavin or flavoprotein as one donor, and incorporation of one atom of oxygen; iron ion binding. The coding region runs from base 27 to 1601 and encodes 524 amino acids. The record is from RefSeq and is a predicted model, not a curated record. The transcript has 5 exons. Gene Ontology annotation, biological process: xenobiotic metabolic process. NCBI's taxonomy places the organism in Eukaryota, Metazoa, Chordata, Actinopteri, Syngnathiformes, Syngnathidae. Gene Ontology annotation, cellular component: intracellular membrane-bounded organelle; cytoplasm.
AGUGUUUAUGCCUUAACGUUGACACUAUGCUCCGGCUUUGGAGCAUCUCGUUGCUGUCGGGAGUAAACUUCGCAACUCUGCUCGUCUUUUUUGUUGUUUAUUUGUCCCUUCACUACUACCUGAAACGCCGCCGUCGCCUGGUUAAUAUUCCUCCGGGUCCGAAGCCGCUGCCGAUCGUGGGCAAUUUUGGCGUUUUUCUCAUACCUUCGUUCAUCUGGAAGAGACUCGGGAAGGCGUCGAAGCCGACUGCGACACCCGUGGAGGCGCUGACAAAGCAAGCGUCGGUCUACGGCGACGUGUUCAGCCUAUUUGUGGGCACGCAGCUAAUAGUGGUGCUAAACGGUUAUGACGUCAUCAAGGACGCUUUGCUCAACCAUCCUGAAGUGUUCUCUGACAGGCCUGACAUCCCUGCGGUCACCAUCAUGACAAAACGCAAAGGAAUCGUCUUUGCGCCUUAUGGACCGGUGUGGAGAAAGCACCGCAAGUUCUGCCACGCCGCUCUUCGAACCUUCGGUGUGGGGAAGCUUAGCUUGGAGCCGUGUAUCCUCCAAGGCCUGGCGGCGGUCAAACGUGAGCUUCUACGACUACAGCAGGAAGCUGGCAAAGGCGGCAUUGACUUGACACCGCUGGUCAGCAACGCCGUCUCCAACGUCAUCUGCUCUUUAGCCCUGGGCGAACGCUUCCCCCAAGACGACCGCCAGUUCGGGACCCUGCUUGGCCUGAUGAUGCGCGGCCUGGAGCUGUGCGUCAACAGCCCCGCCGUCCUCAUCAACAUCUUCCCACCACUCUACCACUUGCCCUUCGGCGUCUUCGGGGAGCUCCGGCGGGUGGAGCGUGACAUCACCGCCUUCCUGAAGAGGCUCAUCGACAAGCACCGUGACACGCUGGACCCGGGGAACCCCAGAGAUUUAGUGGACAUGUACCUGGCGGAGAUGGCGAGCCAGAGAGCCGCGGGCGUGGAGGACGGAAGCUUCAACGAGGACUACCUCUUCUACAUCAUUGCUGAUCUCUUCAUCGCGGGCACUGACACCACCACCAACUCUCUUCUGUGGAUCUUACUCUACAUGGUCGUGCAUCCUCAUGUCCAAGACAAGGUCCAGGCAGAGGUGGACGAGGUGCUGGGACGAUGUAAAGUGCCUUCUCUGACUGACCGGGGACAUUUGCCCUUCACCGAGGCCACCAUCAUGGAGGUCCAGAGGCUGACCUCCGUGGUUCCUCUGGGCAUUCCUCACAUGGCGUCUAAGACCACAGACUUCCGGGGCUUCACGAUCCCACAAGGAACAGUCCUCCUGCCCAACCUUUGGUCCGUCCAUCGAGAUCCCACCGUGUGGGAGCAGCCCGACAGCUUCAAGCCGGAGCGCUUCCUGGAUGAUGAGGGCAAUGUUUUGAGAAAAGACUGCUUCAUGCCUUUUGGGAUCGGUCGCAGGGGGUGCAUGGGCGAGCAGCUGGCCAAGAUGGAGCUUUUCCUCAUGGUCACAGGUCUACUGCAGGCCUUCACCUUCCGGCUGCCACUGGGAACGCCGCCACCGCUCAUGCACGGACGUUACGGCCUGACUCUGGCACCGUGCCCCUUCAAAGUAUGUGUCGGUCCUCGUGAGUGAAGUAAGCGGAUUGGAAAAGCAAACAGUGCAAUAUAUUGGAU